CAGAGUGUAGAGGUAGUGCAAGUUCUUAGCUCAGCUUUCCAUCUACAGUAUAACUCUAAAUGUGAACACUUUUUUAUAUUACUGUAUACGAAAUGGAAUCUGAUCCUUUAUUGCAUAAACACUCGACGACGGGUGACUCUCUCUACGAGACACUGGGCAUACAGAAGGAUGCCACUACAGAACAGAUCAAGAAAACUUAUCGCAAGUUGGCACUCAAGUAUCAUCCAGACAAAAACCCAGAUAAUCCUGAUGCUGCAGAAAAGUUUAAGGAAGUUAAUCAUGCCCAUGGAAUUCUCAGUGACCCCACCAAGAGGAACAUCUAUGACAAUUAUGGUUCACUUGGAUUAUAUAUUGCUGAACAGUUUGGUGAAGAAAACGUUAACACAUACUUCCUUGUAAACUCGGGAUGGUGUAAGGCACUAUUCCUCUUCUGUGGCCUAAUAACAGGCUGCUACUUAUGUUGCUGUUUCUGUUGCUGCUGCAACUUCUGCUGUGGAAAGUGCAAACCUCGGCCCCCAGAUGAGACAGGAGACUAUCACAACCUCAAUACGGAUGCAGAGGACUUGCCCGACCAGCGAGAGGGGGUAAUAACCAAUCAACCAGGCCCAUCAAGUUCCAAAGAAGAAGUGAGUGAUGAAGAACUGGAGAAUGGAGGCAAAGCCAUGGGGGACCCCAGUCAACCCAUCACCUCACAACCUUCUACCAAUCCUUUCAGGAAACCAGAGAAUUCUGAGGAAAAGAAAGAUUCUCCAUCUUCUACUAACCCUUUCAGGCAGGAGGAGAUGUUCAACCAGAAUAAAGGCAAAUCAGCAUCUACCAACCCCUUCAGGACUCCAGGUGGACCAGGUGAGAGCAGUGCAGGAGCAGGCCAGCCUGUAUUUGCCAUGCCUCCACCACAGCCCACAUCUACUAAUCCAACCAAUCCUUUUGCCAUGGGUGGAUCAGCUAAUGAGAGCACUUCUCUUAAUAUAAGCAAUCAGCCAACCUAUACACCAGUUGCUGAGGAGAAGUAGUUGAUUUUCUAAAGCAUUUAGGAGAUUUGGACAGAAUGUCACAGAAUGCUUCUCCCAGUCAUGCUCAGUACUAGCAAGGAUCAGUCAGCCUCAGCAGGGUAACUGUGCAAGUGAGCAGUGGCUCACAACCUUGAGCCGUCACACUCUCCUGUAUAGAAGGUCAAGAUCGUGGAUGACGAUGCUACAUCCUUACUUGAAGGCAUAAUGUGUAUGGUAUAUGGUUUUUAGAGGUUUAAGAUCAGAUUUACCUCAGAUUUUCAUGAUAUAGAAAAUGUAAAAUGUUUAAGUAAUUUAUAUAAAUAGACUCCUAAAUAUUCAGUUUUUAUUCAUGUGUAUUUUUAUUAUGGUAAAAUCUUGCUCUUCAGUACUCUUAAUUGUUCAGGGAUGUGUGACUUUUAGGAAAUUGUGGGUUACUCAUAGGGAUUCUCAUGAGUUACGGAAUAAAUCACUGAUCUCUUUAAAGUUGGGAAUGGAUAAAAAUUCCUUGUAUGCCUUCCACCAACUUGCCCUAAAAUUUUUGUGACCGUGCUGUACUAGCCACUACUAUUACUUUUCACAAUAACUUCACUGGUUAAAGACCUGAGGAGCUUAUGUGAUGGUGUUUCAUCCAGUGUUUAUAAACUUAGACUUUUUACCCUGCUUCCGAAUUAGAUCUAGUCCCAAAAUGGGGUAUGUUUAAUACUGUAAUGUUUAUUUUUAAUUUCUAAGUGUGCAGUACAGUAUGUUUGUGUAUAACAGCAAAUCUAGUCCUGAAGAGUCUGGUUAUUAUUUAUUAUUUUCCAAGUAUGUGGAAGGCUUGCGCAAAACAGCAAGGUUUUACUGUGUUUUGUCAUUCUAAAUCUUGGUUGGUAUUGUAUUUUCUUAUUUUGAUCAUUGUCAGUAAUUAAUGCUGUUUUUAGGGUCUCAAGAUUGCAAAAAUAAUUAAUCAGGCAUAGAGAAGGAUCAAAUAGUAUUUAGAAACAUUCCACUUGUGUUGUCUGUGCUGUGUCCAGGAAUGUCAGCACCAGAACACUUUUUUGAAACUUUUAAUCAUUCAUCGGUGUUCAGUCUGAAACAGAAAGCAUUUUUUAUAUUAUUAUAUUUAUGAGAUUACAGUACAGUACACAUAAAGGCAACUAGCAUCAGAGGAAUUCUUUUUUCCUUGUCCUUCAUGUUUCAAGGGAAAUAGUGUAUUGUUCCAGUGCCUCUAUGAAAUGGAAAGAUUAGUAUAGUGUAUUUUUUGUACAGUGCAUUUGAUUUAUUUUGCACUAUCAGCAUAUAAAAUUUAAGUUUAACAGUGCCAAUUAGAGUUUUUUGUUUUAUAAACUUAUUUUAUUCUGUAUUUUUCCUUUAUGAGGUUUACUAAUUGUAAUUAAAAUAGAUGAGUAGUGUUGUAUGUACAGUAGAAUAUUUUUUCAGAUAUUAUUUAUUGCUUGAAUUAAUAUUUUCAUGUACUGUAAUGUGGAUGGAUUUCCAUUACCAAUAUUUAUUUAGCUGUAGCGUGCUGAAGUUAUUUUCCAGACCCUUUGUGUUAGGUGAUACACUGUAAUUUUUUUCUGAAUCAUAAAAUUUUGGCAACAUGGAGCUGGUUCUACAGUACAUUGGCUUUUUAUUAAUACACUUACCAUGUUUUUGAACAUCAUGGGGAUUCUUAGUGAAAUAUAUCCUUGAAUGAUGAUUGUUAUAGUAAGACCACUUAUUAGUUCUAGCACUUGGUUUAAAGUAUUAUUUUAAUGGAAUUGCAGUUACUGAAUAGUGAUAAAUGUUUAUAAUAAAGUUGGGUAGGAAAUGAUCUAGAACUGGUGUAUAUUUUUAUUUUUAGAGCACCAAGACCAAUAAGUACUUUGAGAAAUGAGUUGUGGAAGUUACUGUUAAGAAGUCAAAGUUUCUAGAUGUGAAGAGAAGUAUUAGAUAUUUAUUAACUACUGAAAAUGUUCUAUGGUUACAUAAAUUUUCUUUAUUAAGUUUCAUUUCAUGUUUCAAUAAGUAUUAUUUUCAGUGGAUAUCUGUAGAGUAUCAUUUUCAUUUAUAUGCAUUAAAGAGUCAUUCAUCUUGUGCGUCUUUUCUGUGUACGUGAUUUGCAUGUCCAUGUACAAACUGGAACUGAUACAUUGUAAGGAUGUUUGUGCAUCUCAUCUCACAGCUGUGGUUUGUGGAAGAUAAAGAGUCUUGGUGUUGAUAGUAAAUACAGUAUAAUGUUUAUGUUGGCAUGCUCAACACCCUGAUAGUUUACAUACAUCUCGUGCUAACUUGUGGAGCCUAAUCUAUUUAUCUUCCUCAUUAGAUGAUAUAUAUAUUGUAUAUGUACAUCUAAAAAUGAGAUACGUAUUUGAUUGUUAAUAUAUCUUACGUACUCGAAAAUUUAGAAGAAAACUUCUGUUUAUAAAUACUGUAUCUAGAAUUAGAUCCAUUCUAAUCAUUGUUAAUAUUUGAAAAUUGUUAUGGCUAGGAAGGUACAGUUGAGGAAAUAUGAAGGGGCUGUUGGGAAUUGAGACUGCAGAGUUGUCCAUAUAACAUGUUUGUCAUUUAAAGAAUGUAGACCUAUAGUGUAGAGGUGGUAUUUGAAAAUUUUGAGGAUGAUUGUAUAACAAUUUUUCAUCAAGACACACUCCAGUCAGCUAUGGUUUGACAUAUUUUGAGUUCUACAUUUAACUUGUUAUUAGUUCAACCACAGGUGCUUGGUGAGUGUUUUGGCAAAAUCUGAUAUCUAAUACACUAUUCUUACCUUAUAUUUUCAAAAUCCAUCUAAAUUUCUUCAAUGCUAGGAUUUCCUACCUGUUGUUAUUCUGUGUUGGUCUCAUUCCACAGCAAUAGGCUUUCUCUUGAAUUGUAAUGAAAUAACCACAAAGACUGUUCUCAUGUUGAUCUUCCUAUAUAAAAGAUUUUGCUUUUAUAUCAACUCUGAUUUUAAAUAUAUUUAUUUUCCAAUAGAUUUUACACCAAACCUGUAGAAGGAAUUUUAGAAGUUUGUUAUGUGUACUUUUAGGAGAUAUAGCAGCAUCACACGAGAGCAGACCUUGAGUGGAAUUAAAAUGUAUCUGUCGCCCACUUACACUCUGGUACAUUUAACAUCAGGGAUGUUGCUGUGAGAGAGAGAGUCAACACCACAGUGAUCCAUCAUGAUAUAAAUAGUAAACUUUUGCAUUCCUGAUAUCAUUAAGUCAUAAUUUGUAUUGGGUUCAGAAGAUGUAACUUGAACCCACAUAACACUUCCAGAUUCAUGUUCAAAUUGGCACUCUCAUGUCAAAAUUUAUGCUUAUUGUCCAUAAAACCAAAAGUAAAAAUAAAUGAAAAAUUUCUUUAAAUUUCCAUUUAGAUUUGGGUUGUUUGGAUGCUGGACAUUUUUCUGACCAGGACUGUACAUUUAUAUCACAGUGUGUCUUGUCCCUCUCAGUUCUCUUCUUGCACAUAUUACCAGUCAUGUAGAGUGGAAAGUAUAUUGAAAAUUUUAUACCCGCAUGAUUUUUUUAUUAUUUAUUCUUUCCGUCUUGUGAUUCUCAGUUAAAAAUAUAUUUAUCAUACUCAAAGAGUGGUUGGUUAAAACGGAAGCCUACAUUGUCCAUUGAGGAAACUUGAGAUUUUUUUCUGCAGUUUCCUUUUUGUAUCCAUCCAGUAAUUUAUUACAUUUAACAUCAAAACAGUUUCUCUAGGUUCUUCGUGAUCAUUAAACUUGAGUCUUUAUUUAUUACUACUCAUGUAGUGGACACAUUGCUCCUUAUCAUCUUGUAUCUGAUGCUAAAUUUUGUUUACAGUUCUUUCCACUAUUUAUGCACCUUGUAUUGUGUCAUCUGAGGAUGCUCGGGCAGGGCAAUAAAAAUAAUUUCCAGAAGUAAACUAUAUACUUGAAAAAUCAGAAUGUGGGUGUUCAAGUGAUUAAAAAGUUUCAUAUGUUAGUUUAUGUAUUUUGAUAUAAUUUAUAUAUAAUCAGUCUAUGGGAUAUGAUGCUGAUUAUGCAGCUUAUCUUUAUUACUUUACAUAUGACAGUGCUGUCAGGUAACUCCAGAAACAGAUCUGUCAGAAGCAAAACAUUGACUUUAUUCAUAACAUUGUCCUGCUCAAUCUCCCUCACUCUGUGUCUUAUCAAUUACUGGAAAAUUAUGAGGUGUCGUCAAUCCGUAGGCCUUGUAAAUACGAUAAAAGUUACUGUUGAUUAUGAUGAUACCCAAUAUGCAUGUACUGAAAGUGUAGAGAAUAUAAAGUCCCGCCAUUUCA
This is a messenger RNA of Homarus americanus (American lobster), 5204 nucleotides long. RefSeq names its product dnaJ homolog subfamily C member 5-like (gene Csp). NCBI's taxonomy places the organism in Eukaryota, Metazoa, Arthropoda, Malacostraca, Decapoda, Nephropidae. Gene Ontology annotation, cellular component: type Is terminal bouton. The record is from RefSeq and is a predicted model, not a curated record. The transcript is spliced from 12 exons. Gene Ontology annotation, biological process: regulation of neuromuscular synaptic transmission. The coding region runs from base 93 to 1013 and encodes 306 amino acids.